Fusarium keratoplasticum is the source of this 1794-nucleotide messenger RNA. RefSeq lists its product as uncharacterized. Bases 1 to 1794 code for a protein of 597 amino acids. Lineage: Eukaryota; Fungi; Ascomycota; Sordariomycetes; Hypocreales; Nectriaceae. The transcript has a single exon. Gene Ontology annotation, molecular function: protein binding. The record is from RefSeq and is a predicted model, not a curated record.
AUGGAGUCCUUCUCUCUGCUCAAGCGUCGCACCACCGACAUUUUGCACAAUGUCUCGCAGAACCUCCCUUCCAUGCCCAUGCCCUCUGUGCCCGCUGUAGGUGGUGCCCCGCGCAGGGACGCCAUCAAGGGCACUUGGGAGCGCAUCGAGGUUCCUCCCGUCCCCCGCUCUUCCCACUCUCUCGACAUCAUCCAAGGCUCCGCCUACAUCUUUGGCGGCGAGAUCGAGCCCCGUGAGCCCGUCGACAACUGCAUGCACGUCAUCAACUUGCCCUGGAGCGGCGCCGGUGCCGAUUACUACAAGAUCAAGCCUGUCGCCGCGAAGCCCGAUGACCGGCCCCAACAGCCAGAGCCCGAAGCUCCCGCAACCACUGAAGCACCUGCCCCGGCACCUGCCCCGGCACCUGCUGAGGCAAAGAAGCCAGAGAAGGAGACAAAAGAAUCUGACGACGAUUCUGACGACGAUUCUGAAGAAGAUUCCGAAGAAGAUUCUGAAGACGAUUCUGAAGAUGAUUCUGAUGACGAGUCUACUGAGGCAGGAGCUGAAAAGCCCCUUGAUGAUGUUCCUCUCGCCUCGCCCGGGCUUCCAGCUGAGAGCAAGGCCAAGGGUAAGCAGCCCGCCGGUCCCGAGCCUCUGGAGCUCGGCGAUGUGCCGGCCCCGCGAGUCGGCCAUGCUACCGCCGUCAUUGGAUCCCGCAUCUUCCUCUUUGGCGGCCGCGGUGGCCCUGACAUGACGCCUCUCGACGAGGCUGGCCGUGUCUGGGUAUUCGACACCCGCUCCAACAAUUGGUCAUAUCUUGACCCAGCUCCCGCUGUCAAGGGCGGCAGCAUCAUUCCCCAUCCCGCUCCUCGAAGCUAUCACACGGCCGCUGCUAUCGACCGCCCCCGAGAUUUCGCUUCCCCACGACCUAAGCAGCCCGAGACAUGGUCGGAGUGGGCUCUAGGCGACACCUCCAAGACUGGUAUCCCUCAGGACCCCAUUGUUGGCAAUGUCGCUGAAGAUGCCGUUGACGAGGAGUCCAACGGUUAUGGUACAUUCUUCGUCCACGCCGGCUGUCUCGCCAAUGGCGAGCGCACCAAUGAUAUCUGGGCCUUCAAUGUCCACGAUCGCACUUGGAGCGAGCUCCCCGCCGCCCCUGGCCCUGCCAGAGGUGGCACUGCCAUCUGCAUCAGCAAGAGCCGUCUCUUCCGCUUCGGUGGCUUCGAUGGUGAGACGGAGCUUGGAGGUCAGCUGGACUUCCUGCAUCUCGAAGUCGAGACCUUUGAUGACAAGGGCUCCAAGGGUGAGGUCUCCGUCCGCGCUCGGGGUGGCUGGCAGACCAUCCUGCAGAGCGACCCCAACUCUGAAACCACAGAGAUCCACGCAGAGCCCUCUCAGGUAUGGCCUGAGCCUCGCAGCGUCGCAUCCUUUGAGGCCAUCACCGUGGGUGGCGGUCGUGAGUACCUCGUCCUGACCAUGGGUGAGCGCGAGCCCAGCUCCGAGGGUCAUGCCGGCGCAGGCAAGUUCCUCGACGACGUCUGGAUGUUCCAGGUUCCUCCUCUGGGCAUGACAGCCGCCAGCGUUACAGCUGCCAUGUGGCAGGCUGUUGGCCGCAAGACUGGUGAGGGCAAGUGGACUCCGGUCGACCUGGAACCCUAUGACGACGACAACAGCGACGAGCUGCCUGAGUCGAGAGGAUGGAUCGCGAGUGCGCCCAUGGGUGACCUCGAGGAGAACGGUAUCCUCAUCUGGGGUGGCGUGGGCGAGGACGGACAGCGACUGGGAGACGGCUGGAUCUUGCGGGUGGGAGAAUAG